AUGUCUUUGGUUGGAGCACUUCUUUUCUGCAACGAUUGCGGUGGCCUUCUGGAGCGAUGCCCCGCUUCGCAAGCUAACAUCGACUGUGAUGUCUGCGGCAAGAGAAACAAGAACAAGUGGCCCACAUCCAUCACCACCGAAUCAGCACCCACAGCAUUCCCUUCGCGCCUCCGCGAUGCCCGCUCAGAGAUCCAAGUCUUGUCUGCUGAAGACCGCGAGACUUGGGCCAUGACGACUACAGCAUGCCCUCAAUGCGCCAACCCUGAGAUGAGAUUCAGAGAUGUGCAAUUGAGAGGUGCGGAUGAAGGAAGUACGAUUUUCUACAGAUGUCCCAAGUGUGAUUACAAAUUCAACACCAACAACUAA
This is a messenger RNA of Aureobasidium melanogenum CBS 110374, 366 nucleotides long. RefSeq names its product DNA-directed RNA polymerase I polypeptide. Gene Ontology annotation, biological process: DNA-templated transcription; termination of RNA polymerase I transcription. Lineage: Eukaryota; Fungi; Ascomycota; Dothideomycetes; Dothideales; Saccotheciaceae. Gene Ontology annotation, cellular component: RNA polymerase I complex. Gene Ontology annotation, molecular function: zinc ion binding; DNA-directed RNA polymerase activity; nucleic acid binding. The record is from RefSeq and is a predicted model, not a curated record. The transcript has 3 exons. The coding region runs from base 1 to 366 and encodes 121 amino acids.